GUUUUGGUCUGGUUAUUUAUUCUUUUCUAUUUGAAGUAUGUGAAUCUGAUUUCCUCACUCUUGUUACGGUGAUGUUUGUGGACUUGAAUAUUAUUUAUUUCUUUGAACCUCAUAUGAUUAUUUGUUUGUGGUUCUGUUGGCAUUUUCCUUUUGCCCGCAAGCUGUUUGAUGUGUGGUUUGCAUGAAGGAAAAAAGAUUUUGUUUGCGAAAAGUGAUACUGGUAUCUCGUUUUUAUUUGUCAUUGUUAGAUAAAAUACUUGAUGUUGUACUUGAGUUGAGACUCUCCGAUCUAAUGAACUAGAAUGAAGGAAUGAGUUCUCCUCAGUCUUCACGUGGUUAAGUCCUAACAGAGUCCCACUUCAUUCCCUGAAACCUCCACCUUAGAUGUGACCCUCAUGUCUCUUCUCUUAAGUGAACUCAACUACUUUAGGAAACAAGCAAAUCAUAGUCCCCAAUGUUGUUUAGAUCCCCAUUUUCUUUAGUCUGGUUUCUUGUUGUAACUUCUUCAAUCAACUUAGAUAAUAUCAUCUUGUUAAUAGAUGCAGAGUUCCUUAUAUCAAAUUGAAGGUCUUCAUUCUCAUAAAAAAACUCCCUUCAACUUCAUGAUCUCUGCACUUCUUUAGAUGAAUGAGUAUAUUUAAUUGAAUUGAGUACUACUUGUAUUAAAUUGUCAAUUUAUUGUCUUUAUAGAUGGAUGAUCUAGGAGAAGAGAAAAUCCUUGCAUUGUUUAGAAGCACACAAAGACUUGAAUGGGUAUUGCUAACACUUUGGGACCAUAUAAUUAAUAACAAUUUUGUUCUAUAAAUAAAAUGAAAGAAACAUAAAGUGCUUAACAUCAGCCUAAAAAAAUAAAAUUCCAGAAAUAGAUUUGAAGUUCACUCUUUAGACAGAAACCAAAGCAAUAGUAUUUAGUUAAAAGAAAAUUUUAUAUACUCUGAUAAACAUCUGAUCUACUUUUUAGUUGGACAAAUUAUAAAAACCACUAAUGCUUUGUUUGGAUUGGAAAAUGAAUUUGACGGAGUUGGAAACGAUUAAUUUGAGAAAAAAAGAGGUGGAAGUGAGGAUGUUUGGAUCAAGAGAAAAAUAGUAAGAACAGUAAGAAAACGAAAGAAAAGUUUGUGAAUGUUUGUGAGUGAUUUGAUUUAUAUGAAUGAUAAAAAAUGUUUUAAUGGAGGAAAUUGGGAUAUAACCAAAUUGCCCAUUUGGUGGAAAUUAUUAUUGUUAUUAGUUAAAUUAUAAUUAUUAUUAUUUUAACUAUUACCAUUAUUACUGUAUUGGGAUUUAUGGGUGUGGCAACAGAUUUUGAGUUCAUCAACCUAAUUUAAGAGAUAAAAGAUGGAGAGGUUCAUGUUCGUCCCAUAAAAAAGCUAUAGGCCUAAUAACUGAUUUUUCACUAAAAUAGACAAGUUCGGCCCAAUCUUAUGCCCUUGGCAUGAGUUCAAUAUUCUUAUGGUCUUAUUUUGUAAACAUUUAACACAGAAUUAGUCCAUAGAUAUUUAAAGAGUUAAAUAGCUAAAAUAUCAGAACUUUUAGAAAUAACUUUUUCAAUUAAGAACAUGAUGGAAGCAUGUAGAGUGCCAAACUGCUUAUCAUCUUGGUAUUGGAUUUAAGUUCUGGUGGCUUUGUACAAUUUAAAAAAAAAAGGCCCAACAGGCCAAACUGGAUUUUUUUAACAUCCUUGGAAACUUAACCUGCUGCACCUUUUCUUAUAUCUCUGAGCACCUUUAUAUGAAUAUGUGAAAUGAAAAAAAAAAGUGGCAACUCAAAAAUGGCGACGAUGAAGGAGGGAGGGAGCGAGAAAGCCUCUACCCAAUCUCUUCAACCAUCGUGAAUGAGCAGAUCAGGCUUCUGACACAAGGAAUCAGAUAGGAUACUCGGAUUGCUAGUAUAUAAUUUGUACUGUUGACUUGAUUUCUUGGAUUGAGUUCUCUUGUUGGAUCUGACCAUAGUUGUACAGGGAAACAUUUUUCAAUUCUCAAACAAACUAAAUGACUUCGAUAACUUCCCAGUUCUCUUGGGUGCUUUCCAGUUCAUCGUCAGUAUUGGUAGCUAAUGAUAAAAGUAAUAAUGUGAGACAUGCUAAUUUUUCUCAAAUCCCUUCCUGGUUCUCUUUGAAAAGCAGUCCUCCUUCAUUGAGGACCAAUCCAAAUAAACAAGGCGAAGUUGAAAACUUGCAUUUGAUUUCUUUGACCAAACAAGGGAAGCUUAGAGAAGUGCAUGAAUUCAUUGAAAGGAUGGACAAAGAGGGUAUUUCCAUUAAUACCCAAUCUUAUGAAUAUCUCUUUAAAAUGUGUGGAACGCUGAGAGCAUUGUCUGAUGGAAGAUUAUUUCAUAAUAGACUGCAGGGAUUCUCCAACAGCAAUAGAUUCAUUGACAAUUGCAUCCUCCAAAUGUAUUGUGACUGCAAAAGUUUCACAGCUGCAGAGAGAUUCUUUGAUAAAAUGGUUGAUCGGGAUUUGUUCUCUUGGGCCACCAUUGUAUCCGCUUACACAAAGGAAGGGCAUACAGAUGAAGCUGUUAGAUUGCUCUUGCAUAUGCUGGAUUUAGGGAUUAAUCCGAACUCCUCUAUCUUCAGUACACUUAUUAUGUCCUUUGCAGAUCCUUCAAUGUUAGACCUUGGCAAACAGAUACAUUCUCAGCUGAUAAGGAAUGGGUUUGCUGCUGAUAUUUCUGUGGAGACAUUAAUCUCCAAAAUGUACAUCAAGUGUGGGUGGUUGGAUGGUGCUGAAGUUUCCAUUAAUAAGAUGACUAGGAAAAAUGUUGUUGCAUGCACCAGGUUGAUGGUGGGUUAUACUCAAGCUGCAAGGCACAGUGAUGCUAUGUUGUUAUUUUCCAAGAUGAUAAGUGAAGGUGUAGAGUUGGAUGAAUUUGUCUUUUCUAUAGUGCUCAAGGCUUGUGCUGCUUUAGGAGACUUAUACACUGGAAGGCAAAUUCAUAGUGUUUGUAUAAAACUUGGCUUGGAAUCUGAGGUCUCGGUUGGUACUCCACUUGUGGACUUUUAUAAUAAGUGUGCAAGAUUUGAUGCUGCACAUCGAGCUUUUGAGACCAUAUGUGAACCUAAUGAUUUCGCAUGGAGUGCUUUAAUUGCUGGAUACUGCCAAAGUGGUAGAUUUGACACUGCUCUAGAGGUAUUUAAGACAAUAAGAAGUGAAGGAGUGUUAUUGAAUUCAUUCAUCUAUACCAACAUUUUUCUAGCGUGCUCUGCUGUCUCAGAUUUGAUGUGCUGUGCUCAAAUCCAUGCAGAUGCAAUAAAAAAGGGGCUAGUUUCGUUCUUGUCUGGGGAGAGUGCUAUGAUCACUAUGUACUCAAAAUGUGGCAAAGUAGAUUACGCAAAACAAGCAUUUUUGACAAUAGACAAACCUGAUACUAUUGCGUGGACUGCAAUAAUAUCUGCUCACGCUUACCAUGGCAAAGCUUCUGAAGCAUUGAGUCUUUUUAAACAGAUGCAGAGGUCUGGUAUAAGGCCAAAUGCCGUCACAUUCAUAGGUUUGUUAAAUGCUUGUAGCCAUUCGGGUUUAGUUAAGGAGGGGAAGCAGUUUUUGGAUUCAAUGAGCGACAAAUAUGGUGUGAACCCAACAAUUGAUCACUACAAUUGCAUGAUUGAUAUAUACUCUCGUGCUGGAAUGCUACAGGAGGCUCAUGAGAUGAUAAGGAGUCUGCCGCUUGAACCUGAUGUAAUGAGUUGGAAAAGUUUAUUGGGAGGAUGUUGGAGCCAUAGGAAUCUUGAGAUUGGUAUGAUUGCAGCUGACAACAUCUUUCGCCUGGACCCGCUAGAUUCUGCUACUUAUGUGAUCAUGUUCAACUUGUGUGCUUUGGAUGGGAAGUGGGAUGAGGCGGCCCAAUUUAGGAAGAUGAUGGCUGAAAGGAACUUGAGGAAGGAAGUCAGUUGCAGCUGGAUUAAUGUGAAGGGUAAAGUCCACCGUUUUGUGGUAGGUGAUAGACACCAUCCUCAAACAGAACAAAUAUACUCAAAAUUGAAAGAACUUAAUUUUUCUCUCAAAAGGGAUGGGGAGUGCCUUCUCAACGAAGAGGAUGCUCUAUCUGACUUUACUGAACGCAAAGAGCAGCUUCUUGUUCAUAGCGAGAGACUGGCUAUAGCCUAUGGUCUCAUGUGCACCUCAGCUGAGACCCCCAUUAUGGUAUUCAAAAAUACACGGUCAUGCAAAGACUGCCAUGAUUUUGCAAAACGAGUCUCAAUAGUAACUGGUCGUGAAUUAAUUGUGAGAGAUGCCACUAGGUUUCAUCAUAUCAAUUCAGGGGAUUGUUCUUGCUGUGAUUAUUGGUGAUUUCAGCUUAGUUUGUUUAAUGUUCUUAGCGGGAUGAUUUUUCUUAAUGCUGCAUCAAUUACAGUAUGGAAUCAUAUAUCAUUUUAUAUUGACAAUUGGAUAUGCAGAGCUUGUGUGAGGUUACUGCAGAUAAGGCAUCAUAAACCACUGCAUUGUACAAAACUCCUUUUUGCACUGUAGAUAUGCAGAACUUUGUCACCCUUCAUGUUAA
Vigna umbellata (rice bean) is the source of this 4497-nucleotide messenger RNA. It is a transcript of the gene RARE1, whose product is annotated as Pentatricopeptide repeat (PPR) superfamily protein. Gene Ontology annotation, biological process: RNA modification. Lineage: Eukaryota; Viridiplantae; Streptophyta; Magnoliopsida; Fabales; Fabaceae. The record is from RefSeq and is a predicted model, not a curated record. Gene Ontology annotation, molecular function: protein binding; zinc ion binding; RNA binding.